AUGUUGAGUGAAGGUGUGGUCAUUGUCAUUGUUCUUGUCGUUCUUGCUCUUAAGAUAAGUAUCAUUGUUUGUGCAUGGAAACGUCAUUGCAAAGAAUCAUCUGACGCGAACGCCGAGCUAUUUUAUAAUGACUCACGUUUUAUUUCCCUUUCCACGGUCAAGUUCUUGGAUGAUAUGGAAAGGGAAAAGCCCAUUCGGUUUACCUCAAAACAGUUAAGGACAGCCACAGAUAACUUGUCCGUCGUAGUGGGUUCAGGUGGGUUUGGGACUGUUUACAAGGGAACCUUCAUCAAUGGAACUCCUAUAGCUGUUAAAGUGCUUAAUGGUUCCUCAGACAAGACAAUUAAGGAACAAUUUAUGGCGGAAGUGAGCAACAUGGGAAGAACAAAUCACUUUAAUCUAGUUAGGAUCUACGGCUUUUGUUUUGAGUCAAGUUUAAGAGCUCUUGUAUACGAGUUCAUGCCUAACGGAUCUUUGUAUAACCAUUUGUUUAAUGGAAAAAAAAGCGCGAUUAUAGGGUUUGAGAAGUUGUAUGAGAUUGUCGUUGGGACUGCAAGAGGCAUUGCAUACUUGCAUGAAGAGUCUCCUCAGAGAAUAGUUCACUAUGAUAUUAAACCAAGCAACAUAUUGUUGGAUUCAAGGUUUUGUGCAAAAGUAGCUGAUUUUGGUUUAGCAAAACUUUGCGACAGGGAUAACACUAGUAUAACCAUGACUGGAGGAAGCGGUACUCCAGGCUAUGCUGCACCGGAACUUUCAUUGCCUUUUCCAGUUACACACAAAUGUGAUGUAUAUAGUUUCGGCAUGCUACUAUUUGAGAUCAUCGGGAGGCGGAGGAAUUACAUAGACGUGACACUUGGUGAUAGUCAACAGUGGUUCCCGUUAUGGGCGUGGAACAAAUAUGAAAAGAAACAACUGAAGGAUCUAACGAUCGUUUGUGAAAUUGAGGAUAAGGACCAAGAAGCAGCGGAGAGGAUGCUAAAGGUAGCUCUUUGUUGUGUUCGAUAUAAGCCCGAGACUAGGCCAAAGAUGAGUAUAAUUGUGAAAAUGUUGGAAGGCGCAUUAAAGGUUCCAGAGCCUGCUCUAAAUCUGUUUUCGUAUCUGUUCUCUGGGGCUAAUGAACCUAAUGAUUCUUUGGCCCGAAUUGCAUGGAAUGGUGGUGGAUCGAGCUGGUCUCCGUCUGAAGUGGUCACAAAGUCUACUGUUGUCACGGGGACGCCUCUCAUGCGGAGAUAUGAGAUCACAAUCGCGUCUGACUAA
Molecule: messenger RNA, 1257 nt
Organism: Erigeron canadensis
Lineage: Eukaryota; Viridiplantae; Streptophyta; Magnoliopsida; Asterales; Asteraceae
Product: G-type lectin S-receptor-like serine/threonine-protein kinase At1g34300
Exons: 2
Coding region: 1-1257 (418 amino acids)
Biological process (GO): protein phosphorylation
Molecular function (GO): protein kinase activity; ATP binding
Source: RefSeq, a predicted model, not a curated record